This is a messenger RNA of Musa acuminata AAA Group (dessert banana), 763 nucleotides long. RefSeq names its product 26S proteasome regulatory subunit 7-like. Gene Ontology annotation, cellular component: proteasome regulatory particle, base subcomplex. The coding region runs from base 142 to 711 and encodes 189 amino acids. The transcript is spliced from 6 exons. Gene Ontology annotation, biological process: proteasome-mediated ubiquitin-dependent protein catabolic process. The record is from RefSeq and is a predicted model, not a curated record. Gene Ontology annotation, molecular function: ATP hydrolysis activity; proteasome-activating activity; ATP binding. Lineage: Eukaryota; Viridiplantae; Streptophyta; Magnoliopsida; Zingiberales; Musaceae.
GGGCCUUACUCUGCCAGCAUUAAGAAGACCGAGAAAGAAAUUAAGGAAUUAGCAAAGAGGGUUAAUGAUUUAUGUGGAAUUAAGGAAUCUGAUACUGGUUUAGCAACACCAAGUCAAUGGGAUUUAGUCUCUGAUAAACAGAUGAUGCAGGAGGAGCAACCUCUUCAGGUUGCAAGAUGUACAAAGAUCAUCAAUCCAAACACAGAAGAUGUGAAAUAUGUGAUAAAUGUCAAGCAAAUAGCGAAGUUUGUGGUUGGACUAGGAGAUAAAGUCUCUCCCACUGACAUUGAAGAAGGGAUGCGAGUAGGAGUUGACAGGAACAAGUAUCAGAUCCAAAUUCCUUUGCCACCAAAGAUUGAUCCGAGUGUUACAAUGAUGACGGUUGAAGAGAAGCCUGAUGUUACAUACAAUGAUGUAGGUGGAUGCAAGGAGCAAAUUGAGAAGAUGCGAGAAGUUGUAGAACUUCCUGUGCUUCAUCCAGAGAAGUUUGUCAAACUAGGUAUUGAUCCUCCAAAAGGUGUUCUCUGUUACGGGCCCCCAGGAACUGGCAAAACAUUACUAGCUAGAGCAGUAGCUAACAGAACAGAUGCUUGCUUUAUUCGUGUCAUCGGAAGUGAGCUUGUCCAAAAGUAUGUUGGAGAAGGGGCUCGGAUGGUUCGCGAGCUUUUUCAGGUUGUCAAGCAUCUGAGUGAAACUGUUGUGUUCUUAUGAUUUUUACUGCUGAGAAUCUAUCUCUACCAUUUUUCUCACUUCAAUUGUAAGU